This is a messenger RNA of Pseudoliparis swirei, 2103 nucleotides long. It is a transcript of the gene aldoca, whose product is annotated as aldolase C, fructose-bisphosphate, a. Gene Ontology annotation, cellular component: cytosol. The transcript has 8 exons. Bases 68 to 1159 code for a protein of 363 amino acids. Gene Ontology annotation, biological process: glycolytic process; fructose 1,6-bisphosphate metabolic process. Gene Ontology annotation, molecular function: fructose-bisphosphate aldolase activity. NCBI's taxonomy places the organism in Eukaryota, Metazoa, Chordata, Actinopteri, Perciformes, Liparidae. The record is from RefSeq and is a predicted model, not a curated record.
GUCAUUAAUGUUUGAAUAAUACAAUCACACCAACUUCCAAAGGCUGUAGGACAAUCAGUCACCCGCGAUGACGCACCAGACCCCCACGCUCUCCGAGGCGCAGAAGAAGGAGCUACACGAGACUGCUCUACGCAUAGUUUCUCCAGGGAAGGGCAUCCUGGCUGCAGAUGAAUCUGUGGGCAGCAUGGCGAAGCGCCUGGCACAGGUCGGGGUGGAGAACACAGAGGAGAACCGCAGACAGUACCGGCAGAUUCUCUUCAGUGCAGACGAUCGAAUCAACGGCUGCAUCGGAGGGGUCAUCUUCUUCCAUGAGACGCUGUACCAGCACUCUGAUAAUGGCGUUGCCUUUGUCAAAAUGAUCAGGGACAGGGGCAUCAUGGUCGGCAUCAAGGUUGACAAAGGUGUCGUGCCUCUGGCAGGAACUCGUGGGGAAACCACCACGCAGGGUCUGGAUGGAUUGUCCGAGCGCUGUGCGCAGUAUAAAAAGGAUGGAGCUGUCUUCGCAAAGUGGCGCUGCGUGCUUAAAAUCAGUGACACCAAUCCAUCUAAACUGGCAAUCACAGAAAAUGCUAAUGUUCUUGCGCGCUACUCCAGCAUCUGCCAGCAGCAUGGCAUUGUGCCCAUCAUAGAGCCGGAGAUUCUGCCUGACGGAGAUCAUGACCUGAAACGCAGCCAGUACAUCACUGAGAAGAUCCUGAGUGCCGUGUACAAGGCCAUGUCGGACCACCAUGUGUACCUGGAAGGCACUCUCCUCAAACCCAACAUGGUCACCGCUGGACACAGCUGCCUCACUAAGUACAGCCCAGAGGAGGUUGCUAUGGCAACUGUAACCACCUUGCGCCGCACUGUCCCCCCAGCGGUCACAGGAGUGGCUUUUCUCUCAGGUGGUCAGAGUGAAGAAGAGGCCUCUGUUCACCUCAAUGCCAUCAACAACUGCCCUCUGGCCAAACCCUGGAUCCUAACCUUCUCCUUCGGCCGAGCCCUGCAGGCGUCUGCCCUCAGAGCAUGGAGAGGACAUAAAGAGAACGAGAAAGCCGCCACUGAGCAGUUCAUCAAGAGAGCGGAGGCCAACAGUCUGGCAUGUCAGGGGAAGUCCACUGGUGGGGAGAACUAUGACGAGACUGGCCCGCGCAGCUAUGGCUCCUGUUAUGCAUACUAAGAAGCCAUGUUUCCAUAAGCCCUGUGUUGUCUUUCAUCACCAUAACAAAGAGGAAUUGUAUCGUGGAUAAUUAGGUUAUUUCAGAAUUCUGACACUCGUGACAGCUUUGUCUUUUUGCCUUGACAAAGGAGGACAAUCAGAACAUGGCUGGAUAUUUCUAAUGCAUGUUGCGGGGAUAAUCGCUUUACUUUUGUUGUGGAUGUACAUGCUCUUGUGACAGUGCCAUAACUUAAGGUUUAAAAUCUUGCAUUUACUACUUCGUAACACAAAUACUAACGACUCAUUUGCUGUUAGUAAAUUGGAUAUUUGCUGCUCAUAAAUGACAUAAGUUUUAUGAAAAAUAGGGGAAAUUAUGGAAUUUAUGAUGUGCAAUUUCCCACCUGUUAGGUGGAAAUAUCUUCAAGAUGUGCAAAACUUCUCUGUGUACGCGUUUGAAUACUUUAGUUCUGUUAGCGACAAUGCACAAAAAUAAAUAUUGCACCUGAAUUGGCUUCAAGCUCAUCUGUCCGCAGUGUCAGGUAGAAAGCAAGCUGACAUUUACAUUGUAAAUCUAAAUUUCUAUUAGUUUGAUGAACAUAGUUCAAAUGUAAGCAGUCAAGCAAUAAAACAGUGUGUUGAUGCCUUUUGUAUCGUGACCAACAAACCAUUUACCAACAUGUUUAGUAUGGAACAAUACGUUAAGAAUAAGAUAACCGGUACACCUACGCGAUAAGGGAUCUAUACAUUUAUAAUAGUUGUUGAUUAAAACCCAACAGGAGUAAUCUAACAAUUGUAUUGAACUGUAACAAUAGUAAUUGAUAUGCUAUUAUAUCAUUAUGCAAGAGUAUACCUACAGUAUGUGUUUUCAUUAUCUUUGUAGCAAACAAGUGGGAGUUUUCUACAUAAUAUUGAACAUUUCUGUGUCCGGCUGAUCAUAUAACCUGUUAUUAAGUUUAGCAUCAGUU